Punica granatum (pomegranate) is the source of this 1907-nucleotide messenger RNA. The record is from RefSeq and is a predicted model, not a curated record. NCBI's taxonomy places the organism in Eukaryota, Viridiplantae, Streptophyta, Magnoliopsida, Myrtales, Lythraceae.
AGGGGAAGAGCAAUAAAAACAUGGGCUUUUUCCCGCCGGUUGCAAAAGUAGAAGAUGGGGAUCUUUAUUUGUGAUCAAUCUCUCAGUAAUAGGACAGCGAAGGAGGCUCGGAUUUUCCAUCAAUCCCUGCUCCGAUCAAUUCUCUGCAAUGCGUUCUUGAAUGAAAGGCGAGAAAUUUGAGGGUUUGUUCUUGUUGGGUCGUUUGAGUUUGGGGGAGAAUCUGAUAGAUUGAUCGACCGAUGGAUCACCAUUCCAUGGAGAAAGAGAAGCAGAGCAACCCGCUUCACGCGGCCGCCAGGGAAGGCGACGUGGGCAAGAUCAGUGAGAUUUUUGAGAUGGGCGACGGCUGCGGGUCCAAGAAGAAACUGCUGCUGGGGCGGAACUCGGAGGGGGAGACGCCGCUGUACGUGGCGGCGGAGAAAGGGCAGGUGGAGGCGGUUGCUGAGAUAUUGAGGCACUCCGACAUCGAGAGCGCUUCCGCCGUCGCCAGAAAUGGGUUUGACCCCUUCCAUGUUGCAGCAAAGCAGGGUCAUUUUGAUGUGUUGAAGGAGCUUUUGCGCAGGUUCCCGAGCCUGGCGCUUACUACAGACCAGUCGUGUUCCACUGCCCUGCACACGGCUGCUGCUCAAGGCCACAUUGAGGUAGUCAAACUUCUAUUGGAAACCGACUCGAACCUUGCCAAGAUAGCACGGAACAAUGGGAAGACUGCCCUCCACUCUGCAGCUAGAAUGGGGCACUUGGAGACUGUGAAGGUGCUGCUAUCAAAGGACCCUAAGGCAUGCUGUAGGACCGAUAGGAAAGGCCAGACUGCCCUUCACAUGGCGGUGAAGGGACAAAAUGAGUUCAUAGUUCAAGAGCUUUUAAGACCCGAUCCAAGAGUGGUGAACGUUGAGGAUAACAAGGGAAACACUGCCCUGCAUAUUGCGACGAAGAAAGGCCGCAGUCAGAUAGUACGGUGCUUGCUAUCAGUUGAGGGUAUUGUCACCAGCACGAUCAACAAGGCAGGAGAGACCCCGCUCGAUAUUGCAGAGAAGCUUGGGACUCAUACGACUUCCGAACUCACUUCAGUCCUGAAGGAAGCGGGUGCUACCAAUUCCAAGGACCAACCAAACGCGACAAAACAGCUUAAGCAGACGGUCAGCGACAUCAAGCAUGGCGUCGAGUCACAGCUCAUGCAGACCCGUCAGACCGGCCACAAGGUGCAGAAGAUUGCCAAGAGGCUGAAGAAGCUGCACAUAAGUGGCCUUAACAAUGCGAUAAACUCCACGACAGUUGCGGCAGUCCUUAUAGCAACUGUAACCUUUGCAGCCAUAUUCACUGUUCCAGGCCAGUACGUGGACCAGCAGACCCAAGGUUUCUCCCUUGGGCAGGCCCACAUAGCAAGGCAGGCCGCCUUCAUCAUCUUCUUCGUGUUUGACAGCCUGGCGCUGUUCAUCUCCCUGGCCGUGGUCGUGGUGCAGACAUCCGUGGUAGUGAUCGAGCAGAAAGCCAAGAAACAGCUCGUGUUUGUGAUCAACAAGCUCAUGUGGCUCGCCUGCAUCUUCAUCUCUAUCUCCUUCAUCUCCCUCGCCUAUGUUGUGGUAGGCAAGCACAACAGGUGGCUGGCUGCGUGCGCAGCCCUCAUCGGGGGCUCGAUCAUGCUCACCACCAUUGGGUCAAUGGGCUACUGCGUGAUCAUGCACAGACUGGAGGAGAAAAAGCUAAGAAGCAUACGACAGUCGGAAAGCCGUUCGAGAUCAUACUCAGUGAUGUCCAUAGCAUCAGAACAAGAUGUCUUGAACAGUGAUUUCAAGAGAAUGUACGCGCUUUAAGGAAAGAAUAUGAUUGGUAAUGAAAUUUAUUGUACUUAUAUUAAGAAGCUAAUGUACACUAAAGCUGCAAUAAGAAACUUACCUCCUUCUGAAUCA